Molecule: messenger RNA, 3621 nt
Organism: Xiphophorus maculatus (southern platyfish)
Lineage: Eukaryota; Metazoa; Chordata; Actinopteri; Cyprinodontiformes; Poeciliidae
Gene: nacc1a
Product: nucleus accumbens-associated protein 1-like
Exons: 8
Coding region: 654-2384 (576 amino acids)
Biological process (GO): regulation of transcription by RNA polymerase II
Molecular function (GO): DNA-binding transcription factor activity, RNA polymerase II-specific; protein binding; RNA polymerase II cis-regulatory region sequence-specific DNA binding
Source: RefSeq, a predicted model, not a curated record
UGUUAAUGCAAUAACCACCACUGUGAUGCAGCAUGAAAUAAAACCUAUCACAAUAAAUAACCAUAUAAGACCCACACAUUAAGGCCACAAUAUAUAUGUAUAAAUAUAAGAAAAUACAGCAAUAUGGCUUUAGAGGUUUCUUGCCCAGCGUUUUGUUCAGAAGGUUUGAUACUAGUUCAAAUGCGUGCCCAGAAUUUAAUCGAGCUGAAAUGAGUACAGCCAGUCAGCAGUCAGCCUACUUUCCCCGGGUUUCUCCACUGACAGGCGGGGAGCAGCAGGAAAACUGAGAGACUAGUCUUUCUCGUUGCAGUCCCGCUGCUGUGCCACUGCGCAAACAGUCUCCGCCGUUCAGGGAUAGGUCUCCCCCCAAAAUGAGGCUGCGCUCGAAACGAUCAUGCGAUUGAGUGACGAGCGCGUCAUGCUUGUCUUCCUCCUCCUCUGCUCUGUGCGAUCAGUGGCUCUGUGUUCCGCAAUCCCCCGGGAUACUGUACCGCCCUCGAUGGCUCUGCUAUCGCCGUUCCGUUCGCACUGAAUGGCCGGCCGGAUCGAGGAAAAACGGGGGGAGAGAGCGCUGCGUCUCCUCCUUUAGACCAACGCUCUGCAUCAGCUUCCCAGUGAGGGGCAAACCCUUUGGUGGUGUGCGUAGGCGCGCCAUGGCCCAGACCCUCCAGAUGGCGAUCCCAAACUUUGGCAACAACAUUUUAGAGUGUCUGAACGAGCAGCGACUGCAAGGCCUCUACUGUGAUGUCUCUGUUGUGGUCAAGGGCCAUGCCUUCAAGGCACAUCGAGCUGUUCUGGCGGCCAGCAGCUCAUAUUUCCGGGACCUUUUCAGCAGCAGCACCAAUGCUCCGGUUGCUAGCAGCAACGAGACGAGCCCCACUGUUGUUGAGCUCCCUCCAGCUGUGCAGCCCCAGUGCUUCCAGCAGAUUCUGGCUUUCUGUUACACAGGCCGCCUCAGCAUGACAGUGGGAGACCAAUUUCUUCUCAUGUAUACUGCCGGCUUUCUUCAGAUCCAGCAGAUCAUGGAGAAGGGCACCGAAUUCUUCCUCAAGGUAAAGGUGUCUUCCCCAAGUUGUGACUCCCAGGGUCUUCAUGCCGAGGAAGCUCCAACCUCAGAGCCGCAGAGUCCUGUAACACAGACCAGUAACAGUGCACCACGUCCUGCCUCCAGCGUGACGCCGCUCCCUCUCGUUUCACGACUUAAGACAGAGCAGCCAUCCACCCAGACGGAAGCCGCCACUCCUUAUUCUGUGGUUUGCACUCCUGUUGCCAAGCGGCUGUGGGAGGGCGGCAGCACCCGCGACGGAGGCGGGUUAGGCUCGGGUGGCGGCGGUGGAGGAGGAGGGGCCAGAAAGGCGGCCCGUUAUUCCCAGGAAGCGGUGCGGGGCAGUGCCAUCCAGACCCCCGUAGCUCUCGGACUGGCCAUGGGCAUGAACGCCACUACAACCAGCCUGGCAGGCAUGGUGCCCAGUGGUGGGAUUGGUGGAAAUGCCGGCACCAACGGGAAUUCUGCAGCUGUGCUCGGAAUGUCAGAGGGUGCCAGCCCCGGCACACUGAGUACCUACGCUAGUGACUCACCCAUCAGCUACCAUGACGAUGAGGAGGAAGAAGAGGGAACAGACGAAAGUGCCGAGGAGCAGUACAGGCAGAUCUGUAACAUGUAUACCAUGUACAGUAUGCUCAACAUGGGAGCAGCAGCAGCUGGGGAAAGAGUCGAGGCCCUUCCUGACCACAUAGAGACCCGAGGUCGGAUGCGAGGCCGAGACCUUACUUGUCUUCCUCCAGAACUUAUUGCUCAGAUAGGAAACCGCUGCCAUCCCAAACUGUACGAGGAAGGAGACCCUGCUGAGAAACUAGAGCUAGUCUCAGGAACUUCUGUGUAUAUUUCGAGAGCCCAGCUAAUGAACUGUCAUGUGAGCGCAGGGACGAGACACAAGGUGCUGCUGAGGAGGCUGCUGGCUGCCUUCUUUGACAGGAAUACUCUGGCCAACAGCUGUGGGACAGGGAUCCGCUCGUCCACCAACGACCCUAGCCGCAAACCCCUGGACAACAGAGUUCUCCAUGCGGUCAAAUUUUAUUGCCAGAAUUUUGCCACGAGUUUCAAAGAGAGCGAGAUGAACGCCAUCGCAGCGGACAUGUGCACCAAUGCCCGCCGCGUGGUGCGAAAGAGCUGGAUCCCCAAGCUAAAGCUGCUGAUGGCGGAGAGCGACGCCUACUCCUCCUUCCUCCCCGACGGAGUCAAGACAGAGGACGAAGCCCUGGGGGCGGACCAGGCCUUCGAGCCCGCCUCCCUGGAGGCCACCGGCGGCGCCGGCAUGGAGUCGGGCGGCUCCUCAGGUGAAUCUCUGCCAGGCGUGGGUGGGGAUGGAGUACCGUUGUUCUAAACGCUCAGCCCCUGGAAAGGUUUAAGUCUGGUGACGCACGUACCAGUACCCCCACUCCCCGGUUGUGCUUGCCUCCUCACUCUUUGGCCCCUCCCUGAUCUCUCUUUACAUCUCUGCUGUCUGUACAACAGUCCUUGGGGCGACAGCCGUCACUCCGUUAUAACCAGGACGUAAAAACUCACAACUUUCUUUUUUUUUUUUUUUUUUGCUUUAUGACUGUAAAACAGAGUUAGUGGAGUAAAAGGAUGCUUGAGCGUUUGUCCGCUACCUCCCCUCGUCUCAUAUGGUGUGCAAGUGCAGCCACGGUUGCAUUUAAGAUACAUUCCCCGAGGUGCAGGUAGGGGGCGCUACCAGUGCAGCCAGGGGAAGAAGGGAGAGAUGUUUUGGCAGGCUGGGAGCAGAGGUGACAAAAAAAAAAAAUAUGAAUGUAAGUGUCGCUGGCUUUUUUUCUCUAUGCAAGCCUGACAACUUGUGUUCCAGCCUUGGAAAUAGAACUAAAUUUAACUGUAUUAAAACACAAUAACACUACUUAUUCCUCCUUACAUCUUCCUCUCAACCCACCUCACCUCAGAGUGUUUCACUGUGCCGCAUAUUGUAGAAAUAUUCUCAACUUUUUUGUAAACGUGCUCGCAUGUUUGUGUCUGUGAACUGAACAUUAAAAAUUGGGGAUGGAAGGAGGGGAGCUUUUUACUAAGAUGAUUGUAAAGAGGACUGAGAGGAAACAGGUAAACAAAGAUGGUUCUAUUUUCAGAAGAAAAACUAUAUUUAUACAGGCGCCGAUGCCUAAAUCGGUGUGAGCGACGAGAGCGAGGGUGAUUGUUUUAAAAUCUCCACGUAAGUAAGCUUCUGUCGAAAGAGUUAUUGUCAAAUGAGAGGAAAAGUGCUAUUUUUGCAGGAGUAUAACAAAGGAGUCUUAUGAUAGGAAUUUGUGUCAUUUUAUUUUUAGCUUUAUUUUCAAAUGAAAGAGAUGGAAUGAGCAGUUGAACUGCUAAAUUUGACACAUUUCGUCUUCUGUUCACCAGCCUGAAAGGAAAUAAUUUCGAACAUUUUAGUUGGAUUUCACUGUCUGUUAAAACCCUUCCUUAGGUUGUGGAUCUGCAGCUUUGAUAAACCGCUUGCUCACAAUCCUGAAGAUUACUUGCAGAAACUCAAAGGUUAUAUUGAUCUCGAAAAACAAAACAACAACAAAAAAAAAAACUGUUAGCUUUGUCUUUGUACAGAAAUUACAAAAAAAAAA